AUUCUCUCAUCAAGAAAGAUAUUUUUGACAUAUCCGAAGAACGCGUUGAAGUCGAGAUGGCAGAAGAGAAGCCUCUGAGACGCCUGCAGGUGCCCGCCGCAUCCACUACUCAGGUGCCAACUGUGAAUACAGUUCACAGCUUCAAGCGACUCCUGUCAUACUCAGACAAGUUGCCCGUGGAGGACCAGUCUGCCAACCCUAAAACGCUACCAGCUGCUGUCAAGCCUGAUAAAAACGAGCAAGACCAUCGCAACUCCGAGAACAUGGUCAAAGCUGCAUUAACCGAACUGCUUAACGAUGAGGAUGUCAAGAACAAUCCGGAUAGUAACAAAUCCGUGCAGAACCUACUCAUGAAGACCGAAAAAGAGUGGAGGAGGCAACGCAGAAAGUCGGCGCAUGAACGCGGUGCUGAUCAAACUCGGAAAUAGGGGUGUAUGCAACGGCACAAUGUAGAAUCAGCUUCCUCCCUUUUCACCCUUGGAUGUGUCAUCUCUCUUGUGUUAGGGAAAAGAAAUCUCUUUACACCAACGUGUCUCUGGCAGUGACAUCCAGAGACAGCAAUUGACAAUUUCUGCUUACCUUCGGCCAGAAACGGCCAAAGAAUAAAAAUUUCCAAAAAUACCUAAAACCAGCUCCAGCAAAAUCGUAUCUGUUUACUGCGAUUCAUACUGGUCUGUGGGGAAGGUAAUGACAGCAGGGCAAGUUGAAACUAUAAUGGU
This is a messenger RNA of Talaromyces stipitatus ATCC 10500, 719 nucleotides long. RefSeq lists its product as uncharacterized. Lineage: Eukaryota; Fungi; Ascomycota; Eurotiomycetes; Eurotiales; Trichocomaceae. The record is from RefSeq and is a predicted model, not a curated record. The transcript has 2 exons. Bases 57 to 428 code for a protein of 123 amino acids.